Gopherus evgoodei (Goodes thornscrub tortoise) is the source of this 1297-nucleotide messenger RNA. It is a transcript of the gene ANKRD9, whose product is annotated as ankyrin repeat domain 9. NCBI's taxonomy places the organism in Eukaryota, Metazoa, Chordata, Testudines, Testudinidae. The transcript is spliced from 2 exons. The coding region runs from base 163 to 1050 and encodes 295 amino acids. The record is from RefSeq and is a predicted model, not a curated record.
GGCCCGGCCAGGCGGCAGAGCGGGUGCCGAGAGAAGCCCCGCCGCCCCCGGGAGGGCGCCGCUGCCCUGCGCGCAGCCAGAGUGUUUCCAUAGGUCUUGGACCUAAUGAGGUAUUUUGACAACGAAGUGGGGACAAGCCCCUCCUGAAACCCAAGCUCAGCGAUGCCUUGGAAGGUCAAAUGGCUGAAUAGCUACAGCAGCCACAAUUCCCAGUCCCAAAAGCAAUGUAGGAAAUCCUCCUUCGCCUUUUACCAGGCAGUGAGGGACCUGCUGCCUGUGUGGCUUCUGGAGGACAUAAGAACAAUGGAGGCCUUUCACUGGGAGGAAGGCGGAAAGGUGAGCACCUAUUCUCCCUCUGAGGCUCUUCUCUAUGCCCUGGUGCACAACCACCAACCUUAUGCUCAGUACCUACUGAAUAAGUUUCCUGAGAGCGCCCUGGCCAUACCCAGCCAAAACUUCAGCUGCUGCCAGUCAUCAGCUCCUCACCUGGCCAUGGCAGUUCGCUACAACCGCACCCACAUCCUCUUCAGAAUACUGAAAGCCAUCAGAGGCUUUCCAGAAAGAGAGCGAGCCAACUACUUGGACCGCAGGGGAUGCAGUCGCGUGGAAGGGAGCAAAACUGUCUUGCAUGUGGCCUGUGAACUAUUGAGACCCGAAUGUUUGCUUCUAUUGCUGAGUCAUGGGGCAUCCCCCUGCUUACAUGACUGCACUGGGAAUACCCCUUUGGACAUAUUGCUCCAGCAGAUUUCUCAGACCCCAGCAGUUAACAUGUGCACCAAACUCCUCUUGCUAGACUCCCUUUUCCUCUUCAUGCCUCAGGAACUCCAAUUUUCAAUGAAACAGCAACUGCUGGACAAUCACCAGCCCUGGCAGGACCUUUUGGGAGAGAACAGAUUCCAGUGGCUGGCAGGUUUAACUCCUACAUCUCUGUUCAUCACGGCUAUGCGUGUCUUAAUCAGGAGCAUUUCACCUGAACAAUUCCCAGAGGCACUGGAAAAUCUGCCUUUGCCACAGUUUCUGAAGCCUUUAGGCUUGAAAUUGAAGAACUAGGGGAUGUACUCAAGAGCCUCAGCUUGUGUGGUUUUGGCAGCUGUGGGGCAAUGCUCUUGUUUUAAUUAGAACAUGUUUUUAAAAGGAUUGUAUCUGGCACUUUACAUAUCUUUUUAUUUAAAGAUCAUAGUAGUGAGUAAUUUUCACACCACUUUUUAUAAAAGUAUUAUAUGGUAUGUGUAACUUAAGAUACAUGGGUGUAUAUAUUUGUAAACAGGUGUAAAUAAACCAGUGGCAGAUAUGGCUG